AUGGAUAUCCCAUCUAUCGUGGGUGCUAUUAUUCUCCUGUUUGCUGUUAGUUCAGAAUCAACAUCAAUAGAAGCUCUAUUGGACCCUCCAAUGGAAUCAAAGAUAACACAAAAACGAGCAGUAACCCGAAGGAAUGAAUUAGUGGAGUUCAUAGAAGAAAAGCUGGUUCAACAAAGCCAAGCUUUGGAGUAUAUAAUUAAUAUUAUUAAGAAAAAUGAGGGAAUCAUGGAAAAAUUGGUAGAGAAUCUAAGCAAGACGAUGCAGCAGCCCAAAAUGCCGGAGAAGAUUGAGUCAACCAGACGUUCCUUUAACGACACAAACAUCGUUGAAGAAGAUACCGACAAGAAAUUGAAUAGAUGGUGUAGUAUUGGUCUCCUUUGUGUUGGGUCUAAUGAAUCCGUCUGUGGAUACGACGAGAACUACGGCUACGGAAAGUUUGAUGACAUUUGCCAUAUGGUGCGGGUGAACUGCUACUGGAAGUAUGAUUUUUCUAUGGUGCCUUCGUGCGAACCAACGGUAUAA
Chilo suppressalis (striped riceborer) is the source of this 522-nucleotide messenger RNA. Lineage: Eukaryota; Metazoa; Arthropoda; Insecta; Lepidoptera; Crambidae. The record is from the annotation of a GenBank genome assembly.